Molecule: messenger RNA, 2041 nt
Organism: Myotis davidii
Lineage: Eukaryota; Metazoa; Chordata; Mammalia; Chiroptera; Vespertilionidae
Gene: SLC25A18
Product: solute carrier family 25 (glutamate carrier), member 18
Exons: 10
Coding region: 515-1456 (313 amino acids)
Biological process (GO): L-glutamate transmembrane transport; malate-aspartate shuttle; aspartate transmembrane transport
Molecular function (GO): L-aspartate transmembrane transporter activity; L-glutamate transmembrane transporter activity
Source: RefSeq, a predicted model, not a curated record
UGGUGAGUCUCCCAUCACCACCACCACCCCCUCAGGCUACGCACACACACUGCCUUGAGCAAUUCUCAGCCAGAAUUUCUGUCCCAGUCAUACCAGCAACCAAGUCAACAGCCACCUGGGGAGAUAGGGCUGGCUAGACCUUUUUGGGGUUUCAUUCAAACCCAACCUAUUUGAAGGUGAAGGGCUGCUGUGGGUGUGAAGAGACAGGGCCACAAAUAAAACAAGGAUUGUAAAGCAACCCUUCCCAGAAUUCAGCAGUAACCUGGCCUAUAUCUUGGCAUCCAGAAAAGUCAGAAGGUUCUUACUGAAAACAGAGGAGGCAGCUGCAGUCCGAGGAGCUUGUGACUUGCUGGAAAGGUGGCCCCAGCUCUCUACACCAACACUCCUCUCUGCCAACGUGAGUUAGAGUCAAGGAUACAGACACCACUUCUUCCACAUCAGCCAACCAUCUGCCCUGAGGAGUGAAUAAGCAGCCUCUGUUCCAGGACCACCAGAGUCCUCAGCACCCUGAAGAAUGUCCAAGCAGGAUUUGAGUGUCACAGCAAAACUCAUCAAUGGAGGCAUGGCAGGGCUCCUGGGGGUGACCUGUGUAUUCCCCAUUGACUUGGCCAAGACUCGACUUCAGAACCAACAUGGAAAAGAUAUCUACAAAGGAAUGAUAGAUUGCCUGAUGAAGACAGCAAGGGUAGAGGGCUUUCUGGGCAUGUACCGAGGAGCUGCAGUGAACCUCACCUUGGUCACUCCAGAGAAGGCCAUUAAGCUGGCAGCCAAUGACUUUUUCCGACAGUUGCUUAUGGAAGAUGGGAUGCAGCGGAAUCUGAAGAUGGAGAUGCUAGCUGGAUGUGGAGCUGGAAUGUGCCAGGUGGUGGUUACCUGUCCCAUGGAAAUGCUCAAGAUUCAGUUGCAGGAUGCUGGGCGCUUAGUCCAUCACCAUGGUUCAGCCUCAGCACCUGCCUCUAGGUCCUACACCAUUGGAUCAGCUUCCACACACAAGUGUCCAUCGGCCACUGUCAUUGCCUGGGAGCUGCUUCGAACCCAGGGCCUGGCUGGUCUCUAUAAGGGUUUGGGUGCCACUCUUCUCAGAGAUAUUCCCUUCUCCAUCAUCUACUUCCCUCUGUUUGCCAACCUCAACAACCUUGGUUUCAACGAACUUACUGGGAAGGCUUCCUUUGUUCAUUCCUUUAUGUCAGGCUGUGUUGCAGGUUCCAUAGCGGCUGUCAUAGUAACACCUCUGGAUGUUUUGAAAACUCGAAUUCAAACGCUCAAGAAAGGUCUGGUUGAGGACAACUACAGUGGGAUCACUGACUGUGCCAGGAAACUCUGGAUUCAGGAGGGACCAUCUGCCUUCAUGAAAGGAGCAGGCUGCCGAGCCCUUGUCAUAGCCCCUCUCUUUGGGAUUGCCCAAGGUGUCUACUUCAUUGGUAUUGGAGAACAUAUCUUAAAGUGUUUUGAAUAAAUAUAGCUGGAAUUCAGGUCCCUUCACUGGCUUCCAUCUCUCUACCCACCAUGUAUUUUGUCCUAUAACUUGUAGUACUACCUAAGUCUCAGAAGAAACAACCUUAUUCUUAUAAGCAAGGUGGCUACAGCUCUAUUCUGCCUCAGAAGCCCCUAACCAACUACCUUUCAACAGAAGUAGUACAUGCUUUGGUUGUAUUAACUGUAGGACCUUAACAGAAAGUAAAGAUAGAAGGGUUGUUUCUACAUUUUACAUUUCUAUUUCACACCUCAAGCUCAGUAUACUUGAGUCAUUUGGAGGAUUCAGUUUUGUUAUUCUGAGCUAAAUAGCUUAUGGUUAGUCCUAGCAUUCAUUUUGGGCAAAAAGAGAAUCAAAAGUUCAAGGGGACCAUAUAAGUCCUCAAAGUCAGCAUCUAGUUUAAAACCAACCAAAUCCUUUCAAAUUAUGGAUGGCUAAGGGAUAAGGCCAACUAAAACCAAGUAGCCAGGCCAAAGUCAGGGCAGCCAUCCUGCCCCAUUUCCUCCUUCUGAAAAACAGGCUCUAAAAGACCAACUAGAGGCUCGGGGCAUAAAUUCGUGCACCAGU